Messenger RNA from Aspergillus niger, 633 nucleotides. RefSeq lists its product as uncharacterized. NCBI's taxonomy places the organism in Eukaryota, Fungi, Ascomycota, Eurotiomycetes, Eurotiales, Aspergillaceae. The record is from RefSeq and is a predicted model, not a curated record. Bases 1 to 633 code for a protein of 210 amino acids. Gene Ontology annotation, molecular function: 2 iron, 2 sulfur cluster binding. The transcript has 3 exons.
AUGUUCACCUUCUUCUCCCGAUCCCAAACAAGCGGAGGAAAAGGCGGCUGGCAGCGCAUCGGGCUCACCUCCGACUUCCCUGAUGUAGACUCUCCAGAAAACAAUGGCGAUUGUCGGGUGACAUCGCAAUGCAAGGCUUUUACGAUUCCGAAGACACCCACACCAGGCUCAAGUUCCGCCCCUGUGGAAGCGGAGAUUGAUGGUCCGCUGGAGGAUUUGAAGGAUCAGGUUCUUGUGUUCAAGUAUAAGGGGAAGAUGCAUGCUAUUGAUCAUCAAUGUCCGCAUUCCUCGUUUCCACUGUCGCAGGGAAGUCUGUUUGACAUUGAGGAUUUUGGAAUCACCCUGAGUGCGGGUAUAACAUGCCCUAAGCACGAUUGGUCGUUUGAUCUCUUUUCUGGACAGGCUGAUCGCGGGAAUUACAAGCUUAAGGUUUGGGAGGUACAGUUGCGGGACCUGCCUGCCCCGAAGGAUGGGGAGAACGAUGAGAAGGAGGUUUGGCUGGCGGUAUCGGCACCGCCAGAAUGGUGCUUGGGCUGGACCCAGGAAGCUGAUUCGAUGGAGACUGCAGUUCCUGCUGCAGAAGAAUCAAGAUGUUGGCGUAUGCUGAGGUUGGGAGCUGCCAGUCACAUUUGA